This is a messenger RNA of Theobroma cacao (cacao), 2543 nucleotides long. Its product is annotated as receptor like protein 22-like. Gene Ontology annotation, molecular function: protein binding. NCBI's taxonomy places the organism in Eukaryota, Viridiplantae, Streptophyta, Magnoliopsida, Malvales, Malvaceae. The record is from RefSeq and is a predicted model, not a curated record.
UCAGAAAAAUGGAGUGUUUACGUAGUUUCAAUCAAUUUCUCUGCCUUCUUUUGCUUUACUUGAAUUUUCAAGCUACUCUUUCAUCCUCCAUAUCUUCUUCUUUAGCAACACAAGUGUGUUCUCACGAAGAGAGUGCUGCCUUGAUUCAAUUCAAGAAGUCAUUUUCCUUGGACAAAGAUGCUUCUAAGGAAUGUGGCCAUAAUGGCAUCCUAUCUUAUCCUAAAACGGAUUCAUGGAAGGAAGGUACAGACUGCUGCUCAUGGGAUGGUAUCAGUUGUGACAAUGCAACAGGUCAAGUGAUCGGCCUUGACCUCAGUUGCAGUUGGCUCUAUGGUACCAUUCCUUCCAAUAGUAGCCUAUUUCUCCUUCGACACCUGCAGAAGCUCAACCUUGCCUAUAAUUACUUCUACAAUUCCAUGAUCUCACCUGACCAGUUUGGUCAAUUGGAGAAUCUACUGCAUCUCAACCUCUCUAGCUCAAGCUUUUCAGGUCUGAUUCCGAAUUCAAUAUUCUAUCUUGUGAACCUUACUUAUCUUGAUUUAUCAUCCAAUAACCUAAGUGGUUCUCUGGAGUUGAAUAUGUUAUCGAAACUUCACAGUCUUGAAGGUCUUGAUCUUUCAUACAACACUCUAUCACUGAACUCUGAUAUUGAUGUUGAUUAUACCUUGCCUAAUCUUCAGUAUUUGCAGCUGGCUUCUUGCAACAUUAGUGAAUUUCCCCACUUCUUAAGUAGAUUUGAAGUUUUGCAGCAUUUAGAUCUUUCAUAUAACAAGCUAUCACUGAACUCUGAUAUUGAUCUUGAUUAUGCCUUACCUAAUCUUCAAUAUUUGCGUUUGUCUUCUUGCAACAUUAGUGAAUUUCCCCACUUUUUAAGUAGAUCUGAAGGUUUGCAGCAUUUAGAUCUUUCCAACAAUAGAAUUUCUGGUCAGAUUCCCAAAUGGAUGUGGGAUGUAGGGAAAGACUCUUUGGCCUUGUUAAACCUUUCUCUUAACUCCCUUACAUAUUUAGAGCAACUUCCAUGGAAGAAUAUGAAAAUUCUUGACCUUCAUUCCAACUUGAUCCAAGGAUCACUUCCAAUUCUUCCUCUUGACACAAGAUACUUUUCAAUCUCAAAUAAUAAAUUGACCGGAGAGAUCAAUUCUUUCAUAUGCAAUGUAAAAUUUCUAUCAGUUCUCGAUUUGUCUCACAACUCUUUGGUUGGAACCAUUCCAAAAUGCCUUGUGAAGUUGAGCAAUCUUUUAGUGUUGAACCUGGGGAUGAAUAAGCUUAAUGGAACCAUUCCUUCAACAUUUGCCAAAGAUUGUGCACUAAGGUAUCUCAAUUUGAAUGGAAAUCUAUUGGAAGGGCCAUUGACGGAGUCUAUCAAAGAUUGUAGAAGCCUGGAACUGUUUGAUCUUGGCAACAACAACAUAAAUGAUACAUUUCCCCAUUGGCUGGGAGCACUACCGGGAUUACGAGUUCUUAUAUUACAUUCAAAUAGCUUCCAUGGUUCCAUUUAUGGUUCAAGGACCAAUCAUUCUUUUCAAAACUUGCAGAUUCUUGAUCUUUCCAACAAUAAUUUUUGUGGCCCUUUACCGGCUAGUUAUAUCAAUAGUUUGAAGCAAAUGAUGCAUCUAGAUGAAAACUUUGUGCCGUAUAUGGAGGAACAAAUUAAUAACUACAGCGUCAUUUAUAAUUAUUCUACUGGUCCUAUAAGGGUUAAAGGGUUUGAUAUGAUUGGAUCUGCCAAAUUUUUGACCAUGUACACAGGCAUUGAUCUAUCAAGUAACAAGUUUGAAGGAGAGAUUCCAAAAAUUUUUGGAGAGCUUAGUUCGCUCAGAGGGCUUAACCUUUCUCAUAACAGACUGAGUGGUCAUAUCCCGUUAUCAUUGGGAAAUUUGAUCAGUCUUGAAUGGUUAGAUCUUUCCUCAAACAAGUUAACUGGGAUGAUUCCAGAGGAAUUGGUAGGUUUGUCAUUUCUUGAAGUUUUAAACGUUUCCAAUAAUCAACUUGUUGGACCUGUCCCAUUAGAAAAGCAAUUCGCCACUUUUGACAGUAGUUCCUAUGAAGGAAAUGAAGGACUAUGUGGUUCUCCACUCUCUAGACCUUGCAUGAAUCCUGAGCCACGAUCACCACCAUCACCUCCACCACCAUCACCGACACUGAUGAACUCCAACAAAAUCAAUGGUUACAAAAUUGGAUUUGGCUGGUUGGACAAAGCUGUCUUCGUUGGUUAUGCAUGUGGAUUUCUAUUUGGAGUGCCUGUGGGAUACAUUGUUUUCCGUAAACCACAAUUGAUUGUGCCGUCAUGAUCAAUUUCGAGUUGAAGGUGAAUAUUUUAGAAAGGCAAAAAGGACUGCUUAGAAAAAGUGGUGUAAGAAAGAAUUAGCCAGAAAUAAGACAGUAUCGGAGGGAUAUCGUUUUAUGUAUGAGUUUAUUGAGCAUUUGAGCUUGUAAGUUGUAAGGAAAGAACUUAUCCUUGAAUGUAACAAUACCAUUUGUUUCUUCUUCUUUUCUAGGGACUCUUUGAUUGCAUGUUUCUAGUAAGCUUUGCCAAUGGCCUG